AUGUUAAAUAUACAUACCUUACCCUAAUAGUGGUUUAGGCUUCAAUCACUUCUUUACUGGGAAGGUGGCUAUUAGUUAGCCUAUAUCCCUACCAGCAAGCCUUACCUCUGAACUACAAACCAGGGAAUCAACAUACUUAAAUUGUUGAUCACAGCUCUGUAUACACCAGUUUCUCUCCUUACAGUAAGGUCUAUGUUUCUGAGGCAAUACACAGAGGUUACUACGACACACUUCUGUCUCUGUUUUAAAGAAAGCAUUUAGGCCUUGUAGUAUAUGAAUGAUGAGCGGGACGUCUGAAAGAAGGCUAACUGGACCAGUGCAAAGAGAAAAUGUUUUUGUUAUACCCCUAAACAAACACGUCGCCUAUAUUCAUAUUUACAGUAGGGUCCAAUAUGUACCAGGCUACUUACUUUAAAACAAAAGUGUCACUGUAUGUAAAAAUAGAAGUUUAAAAUUCGUUAAAUUCAUAUCAGGCUAGCUGUUUACUAACGUCACAUUUAGCUUGAUUUGAUUGGCUGCUUACGGUGCGAUGAUAAAAACAACAACGUGUAAUAGUUUUAUAAAGACAACUUGUUUUGUUCCUACUAAAACCUUUAAAAUGUAUCGCAAUUGUUUAUCCAACAAGAGUUUUGGAAGUUUUUAGGCUCAGUGGGCUGCUGCUGUAGAGCUAGCUGGGGCUGGAGAGGAAGUGGAGUUUGGCUUACGUUGAGAGCAAAGUGGGCUGAGCCGCUGAAGGAUAUCAGGCAGAGGCGGAGAGGAGGACACAACAGAGGAGAGAGCCGUCGAGAGAGGACAGGAUGAUGCAGGCGAAACACCCACCAAAACAGCGAAAAUCGCCCCAAAAUGUGCCAGCGGCCGGGGUAGAUGACGGCGGCUAGAACCGGACUUGGAAAUGGGAAUUCGCUUGAUGUUUCACAAAUUGCGUCAACAAAGAAAUUAAUCAUCUCACCCAGGCUAAAUGGGUCGACAUUUAGCCACCAUGGAGUCGUGGAUUGAAGCGUUCCGGUGAUUUGCACUGCAACAAGUUUUUCGGAAGCAUGAGAUUGGCGUGAAGAUUUUCGAAUUCCGAUGAAAAAGAAGACAGCUCGACGCCAUUCAACUGGAUAGUGCUGAAGUGGAGACAGCGUUGUUUGACGCGAAGAUGGCAAACUGAUUUGGCAUUUAGCCAAACUUUGCCAAGAUGAAACGUUUUUGACUGGAAUUUUUUCGCUUGGAUUUUUAUUUUUUACGACAACAUGGACAUUGGAAGAUUUGCUGGCUGUAUAGCGGACUUAAAGAAUAACAUUGUUGUUUUUGGGAAACGCAAAAUUAGCAUUUGUACAUUUGUUUUCCAAAUGUUGUUUUGAAAUAAAGUUUAUGUCCUCGAAUUUUUCCUGGUUUUGUUUCAUUAGCUUAGCCACCAGAAAAUGACAAGCAAAUUUGUCGUAAUAUUUUGAUGACGUUGAAUUCCAUUAGCUCGGCUGGUUUGAAUCUUUACAACUAAUUCGUACAACAAAUACUCUUCGUUAGCACUGACUUUGUGCCACUGCUCAGCAUGUGUGCUAACUUUAAGUUAGCAUACAUGCUCACAGUAAAACUUCGUACUGGGUGGAUGAAUCUCCUCUCUUUUUCGGGUGUUAUUCUACAAAUUAAUUAUCACUUUGUUUGUUAGAUGAAGUGAAAGUGGUUGAAAAUAUUGUCACCCCCACUGUGUAAUCUUACUUCAAUUCAAUCAAUCAAAGAAUACCCACUUUUGUAAGGUACAAUGCAACUAAAGAGUGUUUUAACCUGAACAGAAAUGGUUUCCAAAGGGUUUCUAAAAUGGCUUCUGGUUGUUCUUCUUCCUGUCUGAGCAGGAAGUGAUGUAAUUUGGUGCAACAAUAAUUAUAUACUUUAUAAAGCCUCUUGGUAUUCUUACUUUUUCAUGAAGUAAGAAGUAAAGGACUCAGCUUCAAGUCUGAGGCUGAAAGUAAAUGUAAGUUUUAUAUAAAUCAAAAUUUAAACAUAAUAAAAGGGGUGGGACUUCACAUCACCUGAGUGUGGGUUAAAUGGAAAUAACGUCAAUCAAAGGCAAAGCGUUCAGAGCUAGGAAGGAGCUCUAGAUGGCGGCUGAGCCUUGGGAAGGGUGCCAUGGGCUUUCGUCAGACCGUUUCUCUUACCCGUUUUUCGACCGAAACCGUUUAAAUAUGAUUCAGAAUCGGCCGCAAUGUUAGUACGAUUGGUGUUUUAACGGGAAUUAAGACGUUUUGAGUCGUUUUCGGGCUGUUUUUUCGAGUCGUACGAGCCGUGUGUGCAGAGGGAGUGCUUGUCGUUGUUUUCCAUUCUGGGCUCUGGCAGCCAUGGCGCGCCUCCAUUUUUAGUGAGCUGCUCGCCGCUGUCGCUCAGACUCUAUCAGCAGAUGCACACUUUAAAGGCCUAAAAGCUUUUCAAAACAGUGGUCUUUAUUGCAUUUUAUUAAGUUAUUAUUUCUAUAGUUUGUUAUUUGUAUUCGAGUCGGAUACUUGCUUGUGAUAGAGCGAACGUGAACCUAAUAGUUAAUUUAUAGGUUACUACCUUUCUUCACAUUGAAUUGGUCUGUUUACAUUGUGAAGUGCAUAAUUGACUGAUUUUCUCAUCCUUAAAUCUUAUUUUUCUAACCUUUCAUGUGAUGACGCAGUUGCAAUUAAUUGCAUGCGGCUUGUUCCGUGGACUUUACUGAAAGAAAUACGUUGGAUAUUUAUCAUAUUGUAGAAACACCUGUCAAUUUUUUCUGAGCUUUAUUUUAAUCAAGCGAUGUAAAUAAUGAUACUUCCUUUCGAUUUAAUGCCUUUUUUCUCAACUCGUGUCGCGUCGCCUGGGUUUUAACUGCCACCCGAGCAAAGGCAAUCUUGUGGGACUUACAUGAUAGCUCAUGCUUCCUCCAUGCUAACUUUUUGACAGCAAAUACCAGGACUAAAGACCUUUUCAAAGACUUUCAGGAUACUACCAUGAUGAAGAACAAAAGUAAAAAACAAGAGGAUGAGCGAUCGACUCAAAGCAAUGCAUCAAGCAAUUCAGCCUCAGAAGAAUCCAACCGCUCUGCGUCGGAGUCAGGGAGUCGGUCAGAGAGCGAGCAUGGCAGUGAGCGGAGGAAAUCCCACAACUCCGAGUCAAACAGCUCCUCAGAGUCAGAGAGUCACUCAGAGUCAGGGAGCGAGUCUGCAGAGUCCAAAUCACAGCGUACCACAGAAGAAGCAAAAGACAAGCCAGUUAAAAAAAAGGAGCGCCUGGCUGACGUAAAGAAGAUGUGGGAAGAACAUCCAGAUGUGUACGGGGUCAGGAGGUCAAAUCGCAGUAGACAGGAGCCUGCUCGUUUAAACAUUGGAGCUGGGGGUAGCAGUGACUCAGAGAGUGAGAGUCCCAAGAGGAAAACCCCCCGAACCAAGAAAAAAGAAAAUAUCUGGAAAGAUGAUGACUCUAAUGAUGAAGACGAGGAGGAGGAGGCUUCGGGCAGUACAGACAGUGAGCAGGAAGAGAAAAAAGUUAGAUCCAGACGACUUCCUGCUAGAAGACCUCAGACCAAAUCAUCAACAGCCAAAAAGCAGUUGUCUCAAAAAGGCAAGAAGUCCAGGAAACCAGACUCGUCUGCUGAAGAUGACGACGAAGAUGAAGAUGAUGAUGACGACGAUGAUGAAGACGAUGACGAUGGCACUCCAAAGAGACAAACUCGAGGAAGGACUGCAACCAAAGUGAAGAGCUACAAAGAGGACCAACAUGACUUUGAAACAGACUCUGAUGACCUGAUCGAGAUGACAGGGGACGCUUGUGAGGAGCAGCAGGAUGAUGACAGUGAGACCAUUGAGAAAGUGAUGGACACCAGGACAGGGAAAAAAGCAGCCACUGGGGCCCCCACUACAAUGUAUGCUGUGGAGGAAAACGGGGACCCAAAUGAAGGCUUUGACCCAGAGAAGGAUGAGGGGGAGACUCACUAUCUGAUCAAGUGGAAGGGCUGGUCCUACAUCCACAACACAUGGGAGAGCAUGGAUACUCUGAUACAGCAAAAGGUCAAGGGACUAAAGAAACUGGACAACUUCAAAAGGAAACACGAUGAGCUCUCUUCAUGGAUGAGGAGGGCGUCCCCUGAGGAUAUAGAGUUUCAUAACUGCCAACAGGAGCUCAUAUCAGACCUGAACAAGCAGUUUCAGUUUGUGGAGCGUAUUAUUGCAACAAAAACGGGAAAAGCACCAGGAUCCACUGAAUUCCCCUCGCAUAGUCACAAAACGCCGUCCUCCAAUGAGCCAGAGUACCUCUGCAAGUGGAUGGGUUUGCCCUAUUCAGAGUGCAGCUGGGAAGAUGGAGCUUUGGUUGGAAAGAAGUUUCAGCACUGCAUCGACAGCUUCCUGAGUCGGAACUCCAGUAAAACCGUCCCAUCGAAAGAGUGCAAGGUGUUAAAGCAAAGACCGAGGUUUUCUGCUCUGAAGAAACAACCAUCAUACAUUGGAGAUGAAAACCUUCAGCUGAGAGAUUACCAGCUGGAUGGGUUGAACUGGUUGGCUCAUUCCUGGUGCAGGUGCAACAGCGUUAUCCUGGCAGAUGAAAUGGGGCUUGGGAAGACUAUCCAGACCAUCUCCUUCCUGUCGUACCUGUUUCAUCAGCACCAACUGUACGGACCCUUCAUCGUGGUGGUGCCUCUGUCCACGCUCACCUCCUGGCAGAGAGAGUUUGAAACCUGGGCCCCGGACAUGAACGUGGUGGUGUACCUCGGGGACGUCAUGAGCAGGAAAUCGAUCCGUGACUACGAGUGGGUGAACCACCAAACGAAGAGAAUCCGUUUCAAUGCACUAUUAACCACUUACGAGAUUCUACUUAAAGACAAGGGGGUCCUAGGGAACAUCAACUGGGCGUUCCUGGGUGUGGAUGAAGCUCACAGGCUGAAGAAUGACGACUCCCUGCUGUACAAAACAUUAAUGGAGUUCAGGUCCAACCACAGGCUCCUCAUCACUGGCACUCCGCUGCAGAACUCCCUCAAAGAGCUCUGGUCACUGUUGCACUUUCUCAUGCCCGACAAGUUUGCUUCCUGGGAGGAUUUUGAGGAUGCACACGGGAAAGGAACUGAUAACGGUUAUCAGAGUCUUCACAAAGUCCUCGAGCCCUUCCUUCUGCGACGUGUUAAGAAAGACGUGGAAAAAUCUCUCCCUGCCAAGGUGGAACAGAUCCUCCGUGUGGACAUGACUGCACAGCAGAAACAGUACUACAAGUGGAUUCUAACGAGGAAUUACAGAGCCCUUUACAAAGGCCCCAGAGGCAGCUCCUCCGGCUUCCUGAACAUAGUUAUGGAGCUCAAAAAGUGCUGCAACCAUAGUUUUCUCAUAAAACCGCCUGAGGAUGUAGACAAUGAAACACAAAAGGAACACAUGCAGAGUGUAGUGAGGGGCAGCGGGAAGCUGGUGCUGCUGGACAAGCUGCUGACCAGACUCCGAGAAAGAGGAAACAGAGUCCUGAUCUUCUCUCAGAUGGUCAGGAUGUUGGACAUUCUGGCUGAAUACCUCUCCAAGAAUCGCUACCCAUUCCAGCGGCUGGAUGGUUCCAUAAAGGGGGAAAUCCGAAAACAAGCACUUGACCACUUUAAUGCGGAAGGCUCCGAGGACUUCUGCUUCCUGCUGUCCACCAGAGCUGGAGGUUUGGGAAUAAACUUGGCUUCGGCAGACACCGUAGUGAUCUUUGACUCUGACUGGAAUCCUCAAAACGACCUGCAGGCUCAAGCUAGGGCUCACAGGAUCGGCCAAAAGAAACAGGUCAAUAUUUAUCGACUGGUCACCAAAGGGACAGUGGAGGAGGACAUCAUCGAGAGGGCAAAGAAGAAGAUGGUUUUGGACCAUCUGGUCAUCCAGAGAAUGGACACCACUGGUCGAACUGUACUGGACAGCAACUCGGGGACCACAAAUUCGAACCCAUUCAACAAAGAAGAACUGACGGCCAUCCUCAAGUUUGGUGCAGAGGAGCUGUUCAAAGAGGCAGAAGGAGAGGAGUCCGAACCACAGGAGAUGGAUAUUGAUGAGAUCCUGAGAUUGGCAGAAACGAGAGAAAGCGACCAGGGCUCAAGUGCUACAGAUGAACUUCUAUCUCAGUUUAAGGUUGCCAAUUUCUCCAGCAUGGAAGAGACCACUCCAGAGCUGGUGGAGAGGCCGGUGCGGGAAUGGGACGAUAUCAUCCCUGAAGAGCAGCGACGCAAAAUUGAGGAGGAGGAAAAGCAGCGAGAGAUGGAUGACAUCUUCAUGCUGCCCAGGAGCAGGAGCUCUAACAAGAGGGCUCAGGCCAAUGAUAGUGACAGUGAUGUCGGCUCCAAGCUGAAGAACCGCUCCUCAGGCUCCGAGAGUGAGACUGAUGAUAGCGAUGACGACAAGAAGCCAAAGAGGAGAGGCCGACCCAGAGCCCGCAAAAACAACGUGGAGGGUUUCACUGAUGCAGAGAUCCGCAGGUUCAUUAAGGCAUACAAGAAAUUUGGAUCACCGCUUGAAAGAUUGGAGGCCAUCGCUCGAGACUCUGAGCUGGUCGACAAAUCCAUAGCAGACCUGAAGAGACUCGGCGAACUGAUCCAUACUAGUUGUGUGACUGCAGUUCAGGAGCACGAGGAACACCUUAAAGAAAACCCAGUGGAAGCCAAAGGUCCUGGGAAACGGCGAGGAAUCAACAUCAAGAUCUCAGGAGUGCAGGUCAACGCCAAGACCAUCAUCCAGCAUGAGGAAGAGUUUGAACCCCUGCACAAAGUGGUGCCCUCAAACCCUGCUGAGAGAAACCAGUUCAAUCUGACAUGCAGGGUCAAGGUGGCCCACUUUGAUGUAGACUGGGAUCUGCACGAUGACGUGCAGCUCCUGCUUGGCAUCUAUGAGCACGGCUUUGGCAACUGGGAUCUGAUCAAGACGGACCCUGAUCUUAAACUCGCUGACAAGAUUCUCCCAGACGAUCCAGGCAAGAAGCCUCAGGCCAAGCAGUUGCAGGCGAGAGCAGAGUAUCUUCUGAAGCUGCUGAAAAAAGAACAAGACAAUUCAGAGCUGUCUAAAACCGGGGAGGAGGUCAAAGUGAAGAAGAGGAAGCCUCGGGUGAAAAAGGAGAACAAGAUUCUGAAGGACGAGCAAGGCAACGACAUCUCUUCCCCCCGCCUUUCUGACAACCCUUCAGAGGAGGGCGAAGUCAAGGAGGAUGGAACAGAGAAGUCUCCCGCCAAGAAAAGACAAAAGAAGAAGGACAACAAAGAGAACAAAGAAAAACAGGGAACACCUAAAAAGGAGAAGGGCGGGGACAAAGAAAAAAAGGGUGCCAAGCCCAGAAAAGAAAAGGCUAAAGGAGCCAAAGGGAAGAAGACUCAAGGUCCGGUUCACAUUACAGCUGGGUCUGACCCCGUUCCCAUCGAAGGAAAGGACGAUGAUGAACUGGACCAGGAGACUUUCAGUAUUUGCAAGGAGCGCAUGAGGCCGGUGAAGAAGGCCCUGAAGCAGCUGGAUAAACCAGAUGAGGGUCUGUCUGACCAGGAUCAGCUCCAGCACACUCGCACAUGCCUACUGAAGAUUGGAGACCGAAUCACAGAGUGCCUUAAAGCCUACAGUGACCCCGAACAUGUCAAGAUAUGGAGGAGAAACCUCUGGAUUUUUGUGUCAAAGUUUACGGAGUUUGGUGCUCGGAAGCUUCACAAGCUUUACAAAAUGGCACAGAAGAAGCGAUCACACGAGGAAGAGAAGGAGCAGAAGAAGAAGGAGGAUCCUGGUGGCAGGGGGAAAAACUUCAGACCCGAGCCCUCUGGUUCCAGUCGAGAUUCUACGGGAACUCAGUCAUCCUCCAAACCUGGAUCUCACUCCACCCAGCCGGGACCCCACGGGCACCACAGAGAGCCGUACAACUCGGCUAAUAAGCGCCACUUUGGCAACGAUGAUCGAGGAGACUGGCAGAGGGACCGUAAAUACAAUUACCCCAGUAACAGCAACCAGUCGUGGCAGGGAGACCGACAUCAUCAGUAUGACCGCUACAAGGAUCACUACGGUGACAGACGUCCACAUGGAGACUCGUACCGCAGCUCAGGCGGUUACCGCAACAGCAGCUCCCCUCGCAAACGGCCUUAUGAGCAGUACAGCAAUGACCGGGACCACAGGGGGCAGAGACCCUACUAUGACAGGCAUUCGGAUACCAAGAGAAGACGUCCUGAUGAAUUCCGUCCUAACUACCACCAGGGCAGGGAAGGUCCUCUCCAGGACUCCAGGAGUAGGCCAGCAGGUCCGCCAGGCUCCGAGCACUACAGCAGGCCCUUGCACUCUGACAAACCUUCGCUGGACCCUCGCUCCCCACAGUCGCAGAAGUCUCCGCAGGACUCCCGCUCUUCACCAGAACGGCCUGUAGAGCGGCCUGCAGAGCCCAAUGCAGCAGCAGACCCUACCUGGGACAACAGGAAAACAUAAAAGUGCACCAGUGCUGACCGAGGAACUGAUCUGGGUGUUCUGUCUAGGGUCAGGGCCUCAUACAUGCUGCGGAUGGACAAGUCUGGACUCGCCAAUCAUAAGCUCACAGUUGGAAAGGGAAUCAAUGUGUGCCCUCUUUACCAGCAAAACUCUCCUUGUCUUUUCCCCCAAAUGACUGUGGCUGUGAGUGAUGCCCUGGAGGAAGUAUGCUUUCCUUCUGUCAUCUCAAAGAUGAAGAAAAACUUUCUCAAGCAUCUUUAUUUAAAUAAAUGUACUUAAACCAGUGCUUAUGGAUGCUUAGUCCCAUGGACUAUUUUCUAAGAAGAAUUUAGGAUACAUGAACUGCUGACUGAUCUCAAUCCUAAAAGUGCCUGAAGGCUUCAGCCUUUCCGAAUGGUAGAUGUAUGGGAUCAUUCCCAGAUGAAGCAUGACAUGGACAUAUUUUUUUGUGUUAAGCUCUAAAUCUUGCAAAUGAUUUCAUUGGGAUGUCAAUACGAACGAAUGUGUUUUCAUCUGCAUCUUCAUAAUGUUCAUCAUGAAUAUGUAGCUGAACUGAACCCCCACUUUAAACAGGUGGUGCAAUGGCACAGCCUUGUUAUGGAAUUUGAAUGAUUGAUGAAGCCAGUAUGUUUACGCUAUAAAACACUCUACACAACCGUUUUAGAAAAUUCACAUUGCUCAUGUGUACAAAUGAUCAUUAUUUCUGUAAUCAUAUAUUAAUAAUAGUUAUAUUAAUCAAGGCAAUCCUCUUGCUUUGUUCACUUUAACCACUUUCCCUCUUAGUAGGCCCAAUAAAGUGGACGUUUUGUAAGCAGUAUUUAUUGCAACAACUUGUGCAAAGGUUCAUAACACUAUUACUUAGAACAAUCCUUUAUUUGUUGCCUUUCAGUAUUCUGAUAGCUAGGAAUGGUACUUCAGUGUAGUUGCAUUAAUUCAUCUUUCAGUAUUCAGAAAAUAAUAUUCUGAUAAAACCUUUUCUUUCUUUAUCUAUGGCUUGGCAAUGGUGUUGCUGGUAGAUUGUUCAGGGGUUACCAGGAAGUCGCUGAUGACAUUUGAUUAUGUUUAUUACCUCUGGUCACUUUAUCCGUGCCAAACCUGCUCUGGCCCUCACUUGUUUUUUUACGCUUCUCCAUUUGUGCCUUAUUUAUGUGUGUAUUAUCAUGCUGUAUAUUGUUCAUUGACAGUACUGGGGCCUGACAGGCAGGGUGUAGUAUUACAGUCUCAUUUUAAGGACGUUGCUCUGAAUGAACUGGUUAAGGGACCAUGUAUUCUGGUAAGCAUCAUGUGGUUUCCAAAAGAGCUGAUCAUUUGAGGGGAAACCAUAGAUAUAAAGAUAUGAUGUGUGUGUGUGUGUGUCUGUCCAGGGCUCUUAGCCGACCUGUUACAGUGAAAAGCCAGCACAUCUUCUCCUCAACGUUAAGCAAGCUACAGUUUCUGUAUCAUAUGUUCUUUAGGAAAGUUUAAAUAAUUUAUAUUUGUGACAAAACCACUCUUCAUGAGACAUGAGCUGUACAUAUAUUUGGACAUAUGUAAUAAACUUUGUUACACAAUGAAAA
This is a messenger RNA of Eleginops maclovinus (Patagonian blennie), 9940 nucleotides long. RefSeq names its product chromodomain helicase DNA binding protein 2 (gene chd2). NCBI's taxonomy places the organism in Eukaryota, Metazoa, Chordata, Actinopteri, Perciformes, Eleginopidae. The coding region runs from base 2946 to 8384 and encodes 1812 amino acids. Gene Ontology annotation, molecular function: DNA binding; ATP-dependent chromatin remodeler activity; histone binding. Gene Ontology annotation, cellular component: chromatin; nucleus. The record is from RefSeq and is a predicted model, not a curated record. Gene Ontology annotation, biological process: nucleosome organization; regulation of transcription by RNA polymerase II. The transcript is spliced from 42 exons.